GAUCGUUUUAUACGCAAAUAAAUAAAUACAGCUGUGCGAUGGCCGAUCUGCCCGAAAAUCUACAAGUUAUUAAACUAGAACCUCCUGGCACACCUGAAAAAGCCAAUAUUAAAGAGCGCUUGAAUUUGCACGUUAAACGGCGUUUGCAGCAGGAUCUACCCGUUUCCAGUCCAGAAACUCCACCUGGGGACACAGCCGCAGCUACGAGCAGCAAACGCAACAAGGCAACUUCAGGACAGUCGAAAGAAGCGCAAAAGCAACGAAAGCCCUAUCAGAAGCGAGUUGAUAAGGUCAAAUCAGACUCCAGUAAAUGCAAAAAAGCACAAACGGCAAGCCCGGCAGCUGAUUUGGAGGCAUACGACGAGCACGUCGAUCACGAAGCAUCGCCAGAAAGAUCAGACACCAAAAAUAUAAGCCGAGAACGUUAUAAAAAUGCUGAUAUACUCAACUUGGUUUUAAGUACAAAGAAGCGAGCGUUAAUGCAAAAUCCAGAGGUACAAACGUUUUGGUCCAAUAUUAUGUCAGCCCUGAAAAAGUGAACCACCCUGAUCUGGCAGCACUGGUUGCAUUUAAGGCGCGCAUUUCCAUCUAAUUUAAAUAUUCAAAAUAGUAAUCGCUGUCAAAC
This is a messenger RNA of Drosophila navojoa, 625 nucleotides long. RefSeq lists its product as uncharacterized. Lineage: Eukaryota; Metazoa; Arthropoda; Insecta; Diptera; Drosophilidae. The record is from RefSeq and is a predicted model, not a curated record.